Drosophila serrata is the source of this 579-nucleotide messenger RNA. RefSeq lists its product as uncharacterized. The record is from RefSeq and is a predicted model, not a curated record. NCBI's taxonomy places the organism in Eukaryota, Metazoa, Arthropoda, Insecta, Diptera, Drosophilidae.
AUGAAAGUAUUUGUGUGUCUUCUGGCUCUGGCCACCACUUUGGCCACUACCAAUGCAGGACUCUUGGGUCUGCUGAAGGGUGGUGGCGGCGGUGGUUACUCCGGAGGUGGCUACUCUGGAGGUGGCUACUCUGGUGGUGGCUACUCUGGAGGUGGUUACUCUGGAGGUGGCUACGGCGGCGGUCACGGUGGCGGUGGAGUCCAGGUUGUCAAAGUUAUCAAUACCUAUGAGGGAGGACACGGCGGCGGCUAUGGAGGUGGCUACGGAGGAGGCGGCUAUGGAGGCGGUGGCUAUGGAGGAGGUGGUUAUAGCCACGGCGGUGGGUGGAACUCUGGAGGCUACGGAGGAGGCUACGAAGGUGGCUAUGGAGGUGGAUACGGAGGUGGCCACGGAGGUGCUUCCCGCGUCGAUGUCUACAAGGUGAUUACAACCACUCAUGGAGGUAGCUAUGGAGGUGGUUAUGGCGGUGGACACGGAGGCGGCUAUGGAGGUGGUUAUGGCGGUGGACACGGAGGUAGCUAUGGAGGUAGCUACGGAGGUGGUUAUGGUGGACAGUCCGGCUGGUGGAAGACGAAGUAA